AAAUCAGAUGAGCAGCUGUUGGCAUGUUUGCUACAGUAGAGGCUGAACCUGCCCAAAGGCAUAAAGGCUUGGUUGCUACGGUCACGUGCAGCUCGUCGCGCUUGACGCGUACCGGCCGAUAAGGCACUCGAUAAACAACACCAUAGCUCCCAUGUAGAGCAUCAAUGCGCCGCACGCCAUGGCUACUGCUCCAGACUACAAAAACAUCCCCCACUCACAUCGCCUGCCUGUCACCCACCGCGAUAUCCAGCGCACCUUCACGAAGUUGUCCCGCCAAUCGCUCAUCUCGCUCGCGCAGCAAUGGCUGAGCAAGAAGAACCGCGACUUCUGCAGGCCAUUUCUCCUCGGCGACCGCAAUGGGACCGAAGACGAGGAAGACGAUGAACUGAGCGAGGAGCUAUAUGAGCCGGCACAGAGCUUUGAGGAGCUGCUUGAGACAUACAAGGAGCUGGCCGCGCGCAAGGGCGGGAGGAGAGAGGUGCUUGACCGCAUACUUGAGGGAGACUGGAGGAGCGGGAUAUCAAUGUACAUGCUCGCCACGGCCGAGAUACAAUAUCUGCUCGACCAUCCUAACUCGUUGCGCUGGACUGCCAGGCGAUUGACAAGGAUACCCAAUGCACGCUCAGCCGUUACCGACAUGGAGGUCACGAACGACUCAGAUCAUCUCCCCCGCUUCCAAGCACAGACGUUCAUGUCGAAUCUUGCCCGCGAGCUGAUUCCGCUGAUGAAAGCGCACUAUCUGAUCACCAGGAUCAAGACAUCGCCCAUGACUAUUCUACGUGUCUACAUCCACGACUCUCCGUAUAGCAACGAGAGCUCACUGGCUCUGGACACAAGCGGCUCAGAUAGUGCUAAGGCUGUAUUCUUCGUGUGGCCCAAUGGGUCGCCGUUCGUAUAUUCGUCCCUGGCAACACACACCGGACAGGUAGUGGGCGAUGACGGCCGACAUUUGAGGGACAUCGUGCAGCAGGCAAUACCUAAGGCUUUUUCCCGACCUUCGGCAAGGUAUCAACUCACAAGCACGAACUUCACCAGCAAAUCACUCGAUGCUCUUCUCACCUACCGGGGGCCGGGUAAGAGUAAUGGCGCCAUGGGAGGUUGGAGUAUCUUUCAAGAUCAUAGCUUCAGCCAAAAUGCAUUGGACUUUAUCACUACUCAGAAAAGUGACGAGCACGGCAAGGAGAGCAAGGGAAAGCAUGUCGCCAACACUUCGGCCAAGAUCGGGCCCGGGCGGCCAAAGAGGUCCCUAGAUGCCACCGAGACGCCCGAGUCGAAGUGGAGGAAGGAAGUGGCACAGGGCAGAUUUGGAACUUCUGCGCAGCCUGACGACGGUCAGGGUCUUGAGCGAUUCGAGGUCCGCAUUGACGAUCCCUUUCCAGUCACACAAAGCCCUGGUGCAGAGACAGACGGUCACACCCCGAGAUCUAGUGCGCAAACGUCGAAUCGCGGACGUAGAGGUCGACCCUCAAUCCUCGACAGAACAGCCGAAGAGACCGAGCAGCUCCAAAACGAAGAAGGCUGGACGCCUAACGUCCGCAUCGCAUUUACAGGCACACACGUCUUUGCUGGCAUCAGACAGCUGGUCGAAGAGGGCAUCGUCGACGGCGAGAAGAUGCCCGGGUGGAUGACAGGCGAGGCGGCUGUUACCAUAGGCGCUGUGAAGAAUGGCAGAAUGAGAGCGAAAGACGGUGUCCCCGGUACUUGAACGUGUCAUUGUGGGCUUAGCGGGCGUCAUGAUGUUGAUAUACCCAGGGUAGUGCGGCGUACGGCGUUCUUGUUGGUGCUACUGGCGCUGCAAGAUUGGUAACGAAGCUUUGAUCUCUAACAAGUCAAUUGAUCACGAAUGA
Messenger RNA from Boeremia exigua, 1847 nucleotides. Its product is annotated as centromere protein Chl4/mis15/CENP-N. NCBI's taxonomy places the organism in Eukaryota, Fungi, Ascomycota, Dothideomycetes, Pleosporales, Didymellaceae. The transcript has a single exon. The coding region runs from base 179 to 1705 and encodes 508 amino acids. The record is from RefSeq and is a predicted model, not a curated record. Gene Ontology annotation, biological process: CENP-A containing chromatin assembly; chromosome segregation.